UUGCACAGUUUGCUCAUAUUUUUCGAUUGCGGCAACCAUUGCCGUGUCGAAGUAGAAGGAAUAUGGGUUCAAUUUAUCUCGGCGUCUUCACUGCAGUGCUAUUAUUACUUCAAACAAACGUAGCUCAUGGGCAAACUUACUCCAUCGUCCAUCCGAAACUACUGCGAAUUGAUACGAAUGAAAACUUCAUCAUAAAUCUUCAUGGUUACGGGAAUGCUCUAGUAGAUGUUUAUGCCUCGCUCAGGGAUUAUCCGAGAGGGCAGGAAUUUAUUAACCGUAUAAAUCUUCAAGGGAAAAGUGCCGGAAAACCGAUCAGUUUUGCACUCAAUGUACCAAGAGCUAAAUUAGCUUCUGAAACAAUUGCAAACAAGAGAGUCGAAUUGCAUGUUCGUAUCACCAUUCCGAAUCAUCCUCAAAUUAACAAGAAAAAACUCAUUUAUUUGACCGGAGAAAGUGAUUACAUAUUUGUGCAGACGGAUAGACCAAUUUAUAAACCAGGCGAGAAUGUUAGAAUCCGGGUCAUUCCUCUAAAUUCAGAGAUGCUUCCAUUACGUCAAAAUUUAAUGGGAGGAGUUGAAAAUAUAGAAGUGUCUGUUCGGACUAAAGAAGGUGUCGGUAUAUGGAAGGAAUAUAGUAACUUCAGAAGUGAUGCAUUUGUGGCAUCGACAUAUAAAAUUCCAACUGAUCCACCUUUGGGAUCUUAUUAUGUAGUUGCCAAAGUUAAUAACAGCCUCCAUACAUCAGAAGGUUCAGCUGAAUUCAAAGUUGACAAAUACGUGCUACCAAUGUAUAAGGUGACAAUAGACCUUGAACAAAGUUAUGUCAGGCCAAACGGCAAAAUUAAAGCAACAAUAAAAGCAAUGUAUAGUUAUGGUGAGCCUGUUGUGGGAUUGUACGCGUUCUCUGCCAGUGUCGUUAUUCCAGGGAGGCAGCCUGAGGAGAUAUACAAAAGGCCAUCGAGUUAUCGAAAACGACCCAAAGUAUUACUAAAUGGAGAAGCAGAAAUUACAAUUCCGGUUACAAUUCCAGCUACACUUCCAGAUAUGACCUGGGAGAAUUUAAUAGCGGCAAAGGCGUCUGUUUCAGUCACUGUUUCUGUUAUGGGUAAAGCCGAACAAACUUUUGAAUCAGCUCAAAAAGAUGGUAUAUUGAUCACAAAGACACCAUAUCUUAUUGAUAUGUCGCGAACGCCAAAAUAUUAUGUUGGAGGAUUGGAGCAAGAUAUCAAUGUCAUUGUGCGAGAUAUUGUCACAAAAAAACCUGUUCCGGGUGUUCGUGUUGUAUUGGGGAGUGGACAACGUGGAAAUACCGAUGAUAAAGGAACUGUGCAGAUACCAAUAUUCACACCUACUUCAGGAAAUCAGAUUUCUGUAACAGUUAGAACCGAUGACAGUCAAAUUGACAAUGAUGAUCAGGCGCAAAAAAUUUUUACUCUGAAUAGACAUCAAUCUGGCGCGGGAUACUUACGAUUGAGUGCCGAUAGUCAUGCUACAGUGGGUCAAAACUUGUAUGUCAAAUUCCGCGCAAGGGGAGCCAACCCAACAGAGAUUUUUUAUUUGGUUUUGUCAAAAGGAAGAAUUAUACUUUCCGGAAAGCAUAGUCGCAGUUAUUCAACAAGGGAAUCAAGUCAAGCUAUUUCUAUUACAAGAAAAAUGUCACCCAGUAUUAGAGUGGUCGCUUACUUCAUGAAUAGCAACAAUAUGGUGUCCGAUUCGCUGUCUGUUGACAUCGAUGACGUUUGUAUAAGUGAAGAAUUGGCAAUCUCGGUAGACAAAACAGAGAUUGAACCGGGUCAAACAGUGGCUAUCAGCUAUAAAGGUGAGCCAAGGGCGAUGAUUGGGACCUCUGCUGUUGACAGAUCUGCAUAUUAUCUCAAUGAGAAGGGGCGACUCAAUCGCCAUAAAAUGUUCCAUGAAAUGGAAUCUUUCGACAUGGGUUGCUCCGUUGCUGGUGGAAGCAAUGGACUAAAUGUUUUCCAGGAAGCAGGGUUGUCAUUUGCAUCAUCAUCGGUUUCUUCGCCAACACAGUCUAACAUAACUUGUCCAGAUAAAACCUCAUCUAGAAAAAGAAAGAAGAGAGGUGCUUCAACAAUACAGCAAGUUACAAGUCAUGAUGAGCUAUUGCGUCGAAUAUGUAAGCGUGAUGGCCGACAGGAAAAUCUUGCUAACGAAACAUGUGAAGAGCGAAAACUGAGAAUUUUGAAAUUGGACUGGAAUUCUUCGGACACAAAUAUAUGCACUGGUGCAUUCCUUGAAGGUUGUGAAUUGGGAGAAUUUAUAAGAGAUUUUCUUCAAAAAGGAAAGGAGACACAAAGGAGCAGUAGCUCUCAUCAAGGCAUUGACGUCGCUUCACAGCAAAGUCCGAUGAGAAGGACUAACUUUGAAGAAGGAUGGUUAUGGAACACUGAAGUUCUUUCAGGUGGAGGAAAGUUUUCUCAUACACAGCGACCACCUCACAGCAUAACGACUUAUGACAUUGAUGCCUUGUCUGUUCAUAAUACUGAAGGAUUUUGUGUAGCAAAACCAGCUGAACUCAAAGUUUUCAAAGACUUUUUUGUGCAGCUUUAUCUUCCUUAUUCUGUCAAAAUAAUGGAACAAGUUCAAAUCAGAGCUGCUUUUUUCAAUUAUCACCCAACAGAAGAUAGAGAGGUGGAAUUGAGAAUAAAAGGGGACAGGCAUCUUUGUACCCAGUACACUGCAGGAACCUGGUCUGAUGUUGCAUCUCUAACUGUUGAAAAGCAAUCCAGCAAGUCCAUUGUGUUUUCUGCAAUUCCACUAUCCAUUCCUGAGGAAGGAUACACUGAAAUAGAAUUAGAAGUCCUACCAAUGGAUUUUAUCAGAAGAAAAUUAAAAAUAGAGCCAUCUGGUACUGAGGAAGAAUUCUCAGGUUCUUUGUCACUAGAUCCGGAACGAUCGAAUCAACAGAUCAACCUAGAGUUUCCCGAUGAUAACGUGAUUCCUGGAACUAAAAAAUGCUGGAUAUAUGGGCAUAUGAGUUAUCUGGGACCGUUAUUGCAAUUUGAUCCAAUAUCAGAAACGCCGCAAAAUUUGGACAAUUCAAUCAGUCUCCCCCAUGGAUGCGGAGAACAAAACAUGAAAAGUGUGGGACCGAAUGUAUUUGUGUUCAAUUAUCUCAAAUUUAUUCGAGACCCAAAGCCCUCCGAACAAGCACAAAUAAAGACAUUCAUAAUAGAUGGAUACACAAGACAGCAAAGUCACAGGAACAAUGGUAAAUGGGCAAUUUGGAGUUACUACGCUCCUACUAUCUGGUUGAAUGCGUACGUUAACAAAGUGUUCUUGCACUCUCGGGAAGUGUGGUCCGAGAUGGAUAUAAGGCCGAUUUGUACUUCAUUAGACUGGAUUGAAAAACAACAAAAACCAAAUGGAGCAUUUUCUGAACAGGCACAUUCGAGACAUUAUUGGGUUAAUGUUGCGGAAGGCGGUGAGGUUGCACUAACAGCAUACGUUCUUAUUAGUGUAGCUGAAACUUAUGUGGAAUGUCCUGAGAAAUCAUUGAAUAGUCGGAUUAAUACAAUGAUGAGAAAAGCAGAAACAUAUCUUCGUGGGGUACCGAAUCCCGAUAUACCCUAUACAGCUGCAAUUACCGCUUAUGCUCUAGCGUUGGCAGAUUCCAGACACCCUGCAACUCUAGCUGCAAAUCGAAAGCUUCUGAAUUUGAAACGACAAAACGGUGAUGAAAUAUUUUGGAAGGGUCCACAACAAUCUAAUCGAAACAUACCAACUUGGAGACGUAGGAAGCAAACACCAAUUGAUAUAGAAACUACAGCCUACGCACUGUUGGCCCAAGUGAAACUGGCACAAGAAGGUAGCGACAUUAACCAAGGUACAAUUCAGAUGAUCAACAGCAUUGCACGAUGGAUGGUGAAUCAGCAAAAUGAUCGAGGUGGUUUUCAGUCAUCUCAAACAACUGUAGUUGCCAUACAAUCUAUGACAGAAUAUGCCAAAUGGAUUGAAGAUGCAGAACCACAGCCGAGGAAUCCCCAUCUUAAUAUUGUACUAACUGCGCCUGGAAAUCAGGAAUGGAGGAGAGGUUUGCCAUUUAACAUAGAUGAAAGACAUGAAUUUUAUCGUAAAGAGUUAGAGGUUCCUGUAGAAGUUAUUCGGGAAACUCGCGUCAUUCAAGUUGCUGUUCCAAGAGGCGAAGGUCGAGGCACUUUGUCCUAUCGGUGCAUCUACAGACAAACCUCAGAUUCCGAAGUCUGUGACUUCAACAUUAUUGCAACAACAGAACUGGUUGGGCAUAUGGCAGAGGAUGGGGAAGGAGAGGCCGCGCCGGGAGAAGGAAAAAACGUUUUCAAAUUAGUGUUGGAUAUUCAAAAGCUAUCUGAUGGUGAUUCAGGCAUGGCAAUAAUAGAUAUCGGAUUAAUAUCUGGCUUAGUGCCAAUUGAAUCAACUCUGGAUGCAAUAAAAAUUGGCAAUACUGUAGAUGGCCUCAUUGACGAUUAUGAAAUCCAUGACGAAAAAGUUAUCAUUUAUGUUGAGAAGAUUCCAAAUCAAAGCAAAGAUUCUUUAACACUUGGGUUUAAAUUACAAGAGGCAGUGACCGUGAAAGGAGCAAGCCCGGCUAAGAUUGUCGUGUAUGAUUAUUACAAGCCAGACGAGGUCACCUGUAGCAAGUCCUACUCUUUACCAGGUGGGUCACCAACGAUCCGAACAAGUUGCUCUGCGACCUCUAUUGACGAUUCUACUCAACAAAUUUGUAAAUGCGCGGAAGGUGCUUGUCCAACUUGCAGAACAAGAGAAGAACAACUUGUUAAAACUUGCGCAACAAAUAAUCGCUCACCUGAUUGUCACGACCUACACCGAAGCAUAUGCGGCAGAAAUUACGGAUUUUUUGUCAAUGUUACUGAAGUAGACAUUCAUAGUAUGCCACAAUUUGUCAAAAUGACUGCUGUUGUUGAAGAAGUUAUUCACAGAAGGUCUGAGGAUUCUAAUGUCGCAAGGAACAGAAUAAGGACAUUUAUUAUUCGUAAAGAUUGUUUCGAUAGAUGCUCUGUGAAUGACGUUUCUGUAAAGAGCCUUAGUGACUCAAAUUAUUUUGCUGCCGGAAGAUCAUAUUUAGUCCGAGGCAGGGAACCGGAAAAAAUUGUCAAAUCUAGUGGCGGGAAUAGGUUCGAUUAUUAUUUCGAUAAAGAUGCCGUAAUUGAAAGAACUCUGUCGAGAGAUAAGUGCGAGAAGUUUGAAAAAUUCCGCGUCGAGUGCAAGGGACAGAGGAAGAAAAGCCCAAAAUGCAAAAGCAAACUUCAAAAACUUAGAAUUUGUGACAAUCAGGAGGAUAUGAGACAAAAGGUCAUCGAAGGUUGCGAUUGAGGUUCAUGGUCAGCUGAUAUAACACCGAUUGUCUCCAUAUCUACGAUUAGGUUCUACGUAUUCAUGAUUUACCUUCUUUUUUUUUAUUGCAUUUCCAUUGAUUGCCGAUUCAUACAUACACAUUCAAACCUUGAUAACGAGAAGCUACUACAAAUCCAGCUCUAUAUCUGUCUGAUUUAUUAUUUUAGAAUCUGUAUUAUUUUUUCAUCCAAAAUUUGAACCACGGACUUUCCAAAAAAAUGAGGAUCCUUUAUCAAUAUCGUUGAUUUCAGGUUUACCUCGAGGCCUCAUAUAUGUCCUAAUAAAAUAGAAUAAACGGAAUGAGAGCUAUGUUGAUCAGGUAUUUUGUUAUCUGCUUUACCUCGAUACGGUUUGAGCUUAAUAGCUAUUUUCAUUACAAGUAGAUUCAUAUAAAAAUGACGUUUUGGGCAAAAUUCUUUUUGUUUGAGUCAAAUGGAAAUAUUACCGUCAUAAUACCGUAGUUAUUACAA
This is a messenger RNA of Styela clava, 5821 nucleotides long. RefSeq names its product A.superbus venom factor 1-like. Gene Ontology annotation, molecular function: endopeptidase inhibitor activity; protein binding. The record is from RefSeq and is a predicted model, not a curated record. Lineage: Eukaryota; Metazoa; Chordata; Ascidiacea; Stolidobranchia; Styelidae. Gene Ontology annotation, cellular component: extracellular region.